GGACUACCAAGGGCAUUUCUACACUCAACACAGCACUGUGUCAGAGAACUGAAGUCAUUGAAGUCCAUACGUCAUGGAGGAUGUCUCCAGCGGUCCACACCGAGCCUCGGGAUUCCUAUCAUCUUUUAAAAGAAGACUAUCUUCCACGUUGACGUUCCAAUGGGGUGUAUAUUCCAAACCUUCCCCGGCGAACACGUUAGAGGUCUUCAUCCUCUUCUGUUUCUGUCUCAUCAUCGGUGCAGCGAUAGGAGGUCUUCUACACGUCUGGAUGGUCUACAGUCUGAACUACCAGCCCUUUCCGUCAAUGGUGGUGUCCAGUACCUGCGGCUGUAUAGUAGUCCUGGUGUUGCUCCUCCUCCACCCCGUCCGCUGUGUCCUCUCUAUCUCAGUGCCCUCCCUGGGAACCAAACAGGGCAGGAAGAUCCUCAUCUCCACUGCCCUGGUUAUUGUGGUGACCAGCUGCAUCCCCAACAUGACCAGGAACUUGAGCCGCUCUGUUGACAUGAUCAAGUGCUCCUCCCACAGCACCGCCGAGAGAAUCCUGGCCUCCACCAGUCAAGUAAACAACGCCCUACACGACAUGAAGAAUUUCAUCGGAAGCAUACCGAGAAUUGUGAACAUCAACCAGUUCUUGCAGAUCGAGCAGAAAGUGGAUGUCGAGGAGAUGAAGAUGGGUAUCAGAAACGCCUCGGCCAGACUGAAGGCUGAGUUCAAAGCCAUGCAGGAUACUCUGGAGGUCACAGGUCAAGUGGCCCAGAAGGUCAUCGCCUCCUCCUUCAUCAUGCUGCUGCUUGGGAGUUCUGCCAGUUACCUGGUCAGGUAUCUCACAGACCUAAAGCACGACAAUGUGUGUCAGACAGGCCGACUACAGGAGUUACUGAGGACCCGGGGGGUGGAGGAGCUCCCAGAGGCCUACAGAAAGAGGCUGGUGAGGACCAGGGGCUGGAGGAUGACACAGAGGGAGCUGAGACGAUGCCUGUGGGGAGGCACCAUCCUGGGCUUCUACUGCCUGGUAUGUGCCCUGGUCCUAGGGCUCGACCACCUCAUCUACUCUGUCCUGCAGACGUCUCUGAGCUGGGCACAGGACAUUCCUGAGGUGAAAACUACCAUCUCACUCCAUGUGAAGAUUACAGCUCUAAUCAUUGGCUUUAUCCGUGAACCUGUGGGAGAAAUGAACAAAGAGUAUGGCUACAGGAUCCUGCUUUUGCCCCCGGACUGCGUACGUCCCCUGUCCCCCCCAGACCCGUCUGUCCUCUCCACCACAGCAGCCCUCUUCCUCACCGCCCUGGUCAUGAUUAUGGGAGAGGUGUUCUCCAGGAGGAUCAGGAGGAAGAUCUGCUCGUCCUUCUACAGAGACAGAGAGGAGGAACGAGCCUUGUACCUGCGGGACAAGAUUCUAUUAAAGCUGGAGGAUGAGGGAAAUAUUUCCUAGAUCGGUAAACUGGAAGGCGGAUCAGACCAUACACCUCGGGAACAAGAUUCUACUGCAGACCAACGAUGACUGAAAAUGAACAAGAUUCCACUGCAGACCAACGAUGACUGAAAAUGAACAAGAUUCCACUGCAGACCAACGAUUAUUAGAAAUUAACAAGAUUCCACUGCAGACCAACGAUGACUAGAAAUGAACAAGAUUCUACUGCAGACCAACGAUGACUAGAAAUGAACAAGAUUCUACUGCAGACCAACGAUGACUGAAAAUGAACAAGAUUCCACUGCAGACCAACGAUGACUGAAAAUGAACAAGAUUCCACUGCAGACCAACGAUGACUGAAAAUGAACAAGAUUCCACUGCAGACCAACGAUGACUAGAAAUGAACAAGAUUCCACUGCAGACCAACGAUGACUAGAAAUGAACAAGAUUCUACUGCAGACCAACGAUGACUGAAAAUGAACAAGAUUCCACUGCAGACCAACGAUGACUAGAAAUGAACAAGAUUCUACUGCAGACCAACGAUGACUAGAAAUGAACAAGAUUCCACUGCAGACCAACGAUGACUAGAAAUGAACAAGAUUCUACUGCAGACCAACGAUGACUAGAAAUGAACAAGAUUCCACUGCAGACCAACGAUGACUGGAAAUGAACAAGAUUCUACUGCAGACCAACGAUGACUGAAAAUGAACAAGAUUCUACUGCAGACCAACGAUGACUAGAAAUGAACAAGAUUCUACUGCAGACCAACGAUGACUGAAAAUGAACAAGAUUCUACUGCAGACCAACGAUGACUGAAAAUGAACAAGAUUCUACUGCAGACCAACGAUGACUGAAAAUGAACAAGAUUCUACUGCAGACCAACGAUGACUGAAAAUGAACAAGAUUCUACUGCAGACCAACGAUGACUGGAAAUGAACAAGAUUCUACUGCAGACCAACGAUGACUAGAAAUGAACAAGAUUCCACUGCAGACCAACGAUGACUGAAAAUGAACAAGAUUCCACUGCAGACCAACGAUGAUUGAAAAUGAACAAGAUUCUACUGCAGACCAACGAUGACUAGAAAUGAACAAGAUUCCACUGCAGACCAACGAUGACUAGAAAUGAACAAGAUUCUACUGCAGACCAACGAUGACUGAAAAUGAACAAGAUUCCACUGCAGACCAACGAUGACUAGAAAUGAACAAGAUUCUACUGCAGACCAACGAUGACUAGAAAUGAACAAGAUUCCACUGCAGACCAACGAUGACUAGAAAUGAACAAGAUUCUACUGCAGACCAACGAUGACUAGAAAUGAACAAGAUUCCACUGCAGACCAACGAUGAUUAGAAAUGAACAAGAUUCCACUGCAGACCAACGAUGACUGAAAAUGAACAAGAUUCUACUGCAGACCAACGAUGACUAGAAAUGAACAAGAUUCUACUGCAGACCAACGAUGACUGAAAAUGAACAAGAUUCUACUGCAGACCAACGAUGACUGAAAAUGAACAAGAUUCUACUGCAGA
This is a messenger RNA of Oncorhynchus mykiss (rainbow trout), 2935 nucleotides long. Its product is annotated as osteoclast stimulatory transmembrane protein. The record is from RefSeq and is a predicted model, not a curated record. Gene Ontology annotation, cellular component: membrane. Lineage: Eukaryota; Metazoa; Chordata; Actinopteri; Salmoniformes; Salmonidae.